AUGAGAACCACAUCCAACUCCCGUAACGGACCGCAUGGCAUGCCCUCUGCAAGUCUCGUCAAGGCUCAGGGCUUCCGCACUGACAUCAUGAAUUCGCUCAAGUCUACCCCGCCAAAUUCUCGCGUUAAAGAGAAAUGCAACUAUGAAGGCUGUGAUUACGAACACACUUACGAGAGGGACGUUUUUGCCCAUUUCCUCAGCGUGCACGUCUCCGAGCCUGUGUUCGUCUGCGUGCAUAUGAUACAGGACAAGCACGGGCGGAAAAUCCAGUGCGGUAAGGCGUACCGCCGGGAGAAGAGUCUAUUACAGCAUCUGAACGAGAACCACCAUACGACCCACGAUGACGACGAACUUCAGGAAAAGACGACAGCGGAAACGCUCAGGCGUAUCCGUUUGCAAUACCCCAACAUUGUACGCCACAAGUCCGAAAAGCCGCUGUACGACCUUAUUCGUGGAGUGGUCAGCAUACCGCCUGCCACCACUCAUACCCAGCACUUCGAACGCCUUGCAGAACCCCAGCAGACCAACGUCCGCCACGAGACGCAACAGCCUACCAUCGCGCAUUAUCCGACUACUACCGUCGCGGUCCCGGCACAUAUGCAUCCUGGCCACCCAUUCGCUCCCUCGGCAUCAUCGGCUCGGGUGGCAGCGCCGGCCCCAGCGCCCAGCUUUCACGCGGUUGCAAACCUCCAAUAUUAUUGGGAAGAGAGGCCCACGCUUGUACCCCUGGACAAGCUAGAGGAGGCUUAUUAUCGACUGUAUGGAGAGUACAGGGGGGCUCCGAGUCGGAGAUAG
Trametes versicolor FP-101664 SS1 is the source of this 795-nucleotide messenger RNA. RefSeq lists its product as uncharacterized. The record is from RefSeq and is a predicted model, not a curated record. The transcript has 4 exons. Lineage: Eukaryota; Fungi; Basidiomycota; Agaricomycetes; Polyporales; Polyporaceae. The coding region runs from base 1 to 795 and encodes 264 amino acids.